Molecule: messenger RNA, 258 nt
Organism: Beauveria bassiana ARSEF 2860
Lineage: Eukaryota; Fungi; Ascomycota; Sordariomycetes; Hypocreales; Cordycipitaceae
Exons: 3
Coding region: 1-258 (85 amino acids)
Source: RefSeq, a predicted model, not a curated record
AUGGCAGACCUGGCUAGCAUGGGUGGCGGACUAGAAGAAGAUGAAGAGAUACGUGGUGCCCUCGAAGAUGUAGGUGGUGAGGCUGAGGGCGAGGAUCUGGGGAUCACGGAGAAAAUAGAAGCGGCUACUGGUAUGCACUUGGCUGGAAUUGUGAUCGCUGUCGGACUUGAGGCCGUUAUUCUCGCGCUGGUCGAGAGUUUAGUAGAGUAUUGCCACGAUGCAGCUCAGCGUCGUCAUGGUGCUAAAGACGGCAUCUAG